Megachile rotundata (alfalfa leafcutting bee) is the source of this 1576-nucleotide messenger RNA. RefSeq names its product Thymidylate synthase (gene Ts). Gene Ontology annotation, cellular component: mitochondrion; cytosol. Gene Ontology annotation, biological process: dTMP biosynthetic process. NCBI's taxonomy places the organism in Eukaryota, Metazoa, Arthropoda, Insecta, Hymenoptera, Megachilidae. Gene Ontology annotation, molecular function: thymidylate synthase activity. The record is from RefSeq and is a predicted model, not a curated record.
UGGACGGCGUCACGUGCAUCGUUUUUUAUUAAAUAAACACUGGCGCUAUUUCAUACUAUUUUACAAGUAGAGAAAUGUUAUAACAUUUGGGCAUAAAAAUUAACAAAUUUGAAUUUUUUAUUUUAUUUUGAUUAUUUCCUGAAUUAUGAGUACAUUAAAUGAAAAAUCAGAAAAUCAUUCAGAUGAUAAAACAAUGAUUUCGAAUGAAAAUAUAACGAAAAGUAAAGAAACAUGUAUUGAAACUGAGAAACAUGAAGAGUAUCAGUAUUUGAAUUUGAUUGAGACAAUAAUUAAAACAGGAAAUGAAAAGGAUGAUCGUACCGGUGUGGGCACGUUGUCUAUCUUUGGAACUCAUAUGCGAUUUAAUCUACGAAAUGGUGUGUUUCCAUUAUUAACUACAAAACAAGUGUUUUGGAGGGGAGUAGUAGAAGAAUUGUUAUGGUUUAUAAAAGGAUCCACAAAUGCAAAAGAGUUAUCAGAGAAGAAUGUUCAUAUUUGGGAUGCAAAUAGUUCGCGUACAUACCUAGAUUCUUGUGGAUUUACUGACAGAGAAGAAGGAGAUCUGGGACCUGUAUAUGGAUUUCAAUGGAGACAUUAUGGAGCAGAGUACAAGAACAUGCAUACUAAUUAUAAAGGGCAAGGCAUUGAUCAGCUGAAUGAAGUUAUAAACAAAAUAAAACAUUCUCCUAAUGAUAGGAGAAUAAUAAUGUCAGCAUGGAACCCAGUUGAUAUACCAAAAAUGGCUUUACCUCCAUGUCAUUGUUUUGUACAGUUUUAUGUAAGUAAUGGAGAAUUAUCGUGCCAGUUGUAUCAAAGAAGCGCCGACAUGGGUCUUGGAGUACCAUUUAACAUAGCAUCGUAUUCACUGUUAACUUACAUGUUAGCUCACGUUACAAAUCUAAAGCCAGGUGAAUUUGUACAUACAAUGGGUGACUGUCAUGUCUACCUUAAUCACAUAUCUGCGCUUGAAAAGCAAAUUAAACGUGUGCCAAAACCAUUUCCACAUUUAAAAAUAGUUAGACAUAUAGAAAAUAUCGAUGAUUUUGUGGCAGAAGAUUUUCAACUCAUUGGAUAUGAACCACAUGCAAAGAUAUCUAUGCCAAUGGCUGUUUAACAGGAUUCUUAAAUCAUGAUCAAAUUAUACCCAAGGUAAAUAAAAUUAUGAUUAAACUGUUUUUACAUUUCUUUCAAAACAUAAUAUCAAUAUUAAGAACAUAAUUUUGUUGACUUACAUUAAAUCAAUAUUUUUAAUUUUAAUCUUGUCUAUACUUUAUUUUCUAAUAAAAAUUAUAUUUUUAAUAUACUCAUAUCUUAAUAAUUUUAUAUAUUUAUUUAUACUUAUAUUUAUAUUUAUAUUCAUAUAUCUAUAUCAAUAUUUUUUUGUCAGUACCAGUUCUUAAUGUGGUCCAUACAUGCCUGUUACAGCUCUGAUUUUAACAAUUAUAAAUCAUAAAUGUUUCCUGUGACAGUAUGGAGAACAAAUUAAAGUUUAAAGAAUGUAACUGACAAGCAUGGACGAUAAAAGGCCUUAUGUAUGGAACUUCUAAAUUUAAUAAAAUGUUCUUCCUAUACAAUA